UUUGACAAGGACAGAAAAAAAGAAUGUUUUGCACCUGGGCAGAUUUGGGCUAUCUAUGAUUCAAUAGAUGGCAUGCCUAGAUACUAUGCGUUAAUUAGAAAAGGGCUUUCUCCUGGAUUUCAGUUGCAGGCAACAUGGCUUGAACCACAUCCAGAUGACAAUGAUGAAAUCAAAUGGGUAGAUGAGGAAUUGCCUGUUGCUUGUGGCAAAUUUAAACUUUGUAACACUGAAACCAUCGAAGAUCAUCUGACGUUUUCUCAUCCGGUUAUGUUCAAAAGGAAUGGCCGCGAUACUUUUCAAGUGUAUCCUAGAAAAGGAGAAACUUGGGCUCUUUUCAAAAACUGGGAUAUCACAUGGUACAAGGAUGUGGAAUCUCAUAGGCAGUAUGAAUACGAGUUUGUUGAAAUCUUGUCAGAUUAUGUUGAAGGUGAGGGUGUAUAUGUUGCAUACUUAGGUAAGUUGAAAGGUAUUGUAAGCAUCUUCAUUCAAAUUAUGAAAGAAGAUAACCAGCCAUUUCAAAUUCCAUCUUUCAAAAUGACUGGUCAGGAAGGAGUAGGUGUUCAUUUAGGAUAUUCAGAAUUUGAUCCUGCAUCUUUACCAAUGAAUCUUGAAGAGAUUGCUGUUACUCAAAAUUUGGAUGUGAAGACUGGGCAUAGUUCAUGUGGCAGCAAGAAUGCAAGGACUUCAAAAAGAUCAAAACCCUCGAUGUCAGCUGAAGAUAUUGUAUCCAUUCUCAAGGUCAAAGUUGAAACAAGCAAUUUGACUGAGGUAAAGGAUUCUCUUGAUGAUAUGGAUGACUGCCAUGCGUCAGCUUCAACCCCAGAAGCUUUUGAAAUUCCAGAUGCUCAAUUCUUCAACUUUGAAACUGGGAGGUCCCUUGAUAAGUUCCAGGUUGGCCAAAUAUGGGCAUUUUACAGUGAUGAGGAUGGAAUGCCGAAAUACUAUGGUCAGAUUAAAAAAGUUGUCACUGGUCCUACUAUUGAAUUGCAUGUUGAAAGGCAACAGUUAACUACUGCUGAAGCGAGCGGUAGUUAACUACCACUGCAGCCGGCGGUAGUUAUCUGUUGCUGCACUCCACAACAGCUUUUUCCUUCCCGUUUCCCCCACAUUUGAUCAUGUUUAUACAUAAUAUUUUGAACACAUGUUUUUCACUCA
Molecule: messenger RNA, 1155 nt
Organism: Medicago truncatula (barrel medic)
Lineage: Eukaryota; Viridiplantae; Streptophyta; Magnoliopsida; Fabales; Fabaceae
Exons: 1
Source: RefSeq, a predicted model, not a curated record